CAAAACUAGACUCAGCCGCAGAUGAUGCGUGGACCGUGCUGUGUUGUCGAACAGAGGAGAAGACGAACUGUAUAGUAAGAAAGUUGAAACCUUACGAAGAGAAGAAGAUACCCAAAACAGAAGAAAUCUCGUUGGGGUUUCUCAUGUUGGAAACAAUGAAGGAUUCAGGGAAAGAGAUCGGAACCAGAUGUCAUCACUGCGCAGGCCCUCUUACGAAAAACCUGGAAACUAAUGAAUGGACUGUGGCUCCGUUCAUCAGGGAUAGCUUCUCUAUGAUUGGAUCAGCCGUAGGUGGUACUUCAAGUGCUUUCAUUGGAUUUAACCACGUUAUGCCGGUUGUACGCAAGUGGGUAAAAGGACCUAUGUGGUUGCAUUUUCUUGUUGGUGCUCCACCGGUGAUAGUUGUUUCAUCAGCUUGUGCUGGACUUGCAGGUGGCGCUGUACCGGCUUUGGCCCAGCUUGCCUCGUCGUCGUACCAUGCGAUUGUUCAUUCAUCUCAGCCACCGAAAAAAACAAGAGAAGAACAAAAUGCACAAAUCCUCUAGCAUUUCUCCUUUGUAAUCUACUUUUCCUCUUUCCCUCUGUGUAUAAACUAUAAAGAUUCUUUUUUUUUUCUUCUUCAACACAAAAAGUUUCUUA
Messenger RNA from Eutrema salsugineum, 639 nucleotides. RefSeq lists its product as uncharacterized. NCBI's taxonomy places the organism in Eukaryota, Viridiplantae, Streptophyta, Magnoliopsida, Brassicales, Brassicaceae. The record is from RefSeq and is a predicted model, not a curated record. The transcript is spliced from 6 exons. The coding region runs from base 144 to 545 and encodes 133 amino acids.